Messenger RNA from Punctularia strigosozonata HHB-11173 SS5, 986 nucleotides. RefSeq lists its product as uncharacterized. The coding region runs from base 19 to 708 and encodes 229 amino acids. The transcript is spliced from 4 exons. The record is from RefSeq and is a predicted model, not a curated record. Lineage: Eukaryota; Fungi; Basidiomycota; Agaricomycetes; Corticiales; Punctulariaceae.
CUCCCCCCUUCUCCGACGAUGUUCUCCUCGUUUUUGACUCUCGCGGUUCUCGCGUCUGGUGCCCUCGCCCAGACGUUCAUGAUCAACACCCCGACGUCGGCGGUGCAGUGCCAGCCCGUCCUCCUCAGCUGGCAGGGUGGAGCUCCCCCCUACUUCCUGAGCGUCCUCCCCGGCGGACAGCCCAGCGCCGCCGCUCUUGAGGAUCUCGGUGAACAGACCGGUACCUCGCUCACCUGGACAGUCGAUAUCGCGGCCGGCACUUCCCUCGGCCUGACCCUCCGCGACUCGACCGGUGCCCUCGCGCAGUCCGGUCAGUUCACCGUUCAGGGCUCUUCCGAUAGCUCGUGCAUUGGCAAAAACUCGCUCUCGUCCAGCGUUGCCGGUUCGUCGACUGCUGCCUCUGGCUCGUCCACCUCUGGCUCGGCAGCCGGUACGUCCUCUGCGGUUUCGACCACCGUAUCGACACCCGCCGCAACUUCUUCGGCAGUGACCACCACCGCCGCCGCGACCUCGGCGCACUCGACUUCGACUGCCCCCUCAAGCGCCGCCACCUCGAAGGCUUCCACCCCCGGUUCUUCGGCUGCUGCCGGCACGUCCUCCAGCGCCGCUGCGCCCACCACCAGCAGCUCGGCAGCCGCCCCGACCAACGUUGCGCAAUUCGGUGCCGCCGCCGUCCUCGGCGCUGCCGUUGCUGCCAUGCUCGCUUAAAGAGCGCAAUCAACAAACUAGCGCGUCUCGCGUACGGACCUUAUCCUCUCCCCUCCUAUCUCUGUUUUCCUCAUCCUCAGAGGCACUCUCGCGUGUGUUGUGAGCGGAUAUACCCUCUCGCGUUCCUGUCCCUUUUCGGUUUUUCGAGCGGUUUGGCCAAAGCUUCCCUAAUAUACGACAUCUUUCCAUCUCAACACCCCAGAAAGUACCGUGUAGCCUGCAUAGGCGCUCCGGAUGUAAUGUUGAUUUUGCACAUAAUACGAGACGAGCUUUCCGCG